Drosophila busckii is the source of this 1072-nucleotide messenger RNA. RefSeq lists its product as uncharacterized. The coding region runs from base 39 to 1061 and encodes 340 amino acids. The record is from RefSeq and is a predicted model, not a curated record. The transcript has 2 exons. Lineage: Eukaryota; Metazoa; Arthropoda; Insecta; Diptera; Drosophilidae. Gene Ontology annotation, molecular function: RNA binding.
UUAUAACAAAUCAGUGUGAUUUUUCAAUAACUUAAACAAUGGAAGCAGCUAGACUACACGCUCGAAGAGCUUCGUGGUUUUCGUGCGACAUAACCAAAGAAAUGGAAUGUCAGCAGAUAAGCAGAAGAACUCAUUCAACUCAAAAGCAAACGCGCUUUGAGCCUUACUUGGCAGCUACUACUCCAAGAGUAGUUAAAGAAAAAUCCAGAGAGUACAAAAAGUCGCUUUCGCUGUCAAAACUAAAGCCGGAGCAACAUUGUCUGCUAUAUAUACAGGAUCUGAGCUUUGACAUUCGACAUCAUGAGCUGUUUGAGCAUUUCUGCAUCUAUGGCAACAUAGAGAAUGUGAAUGUGCGUCAGCGAACGGAUAACUAUAAAUAUGCUACAAUACGCUUUGCUGCCGCCAAAUCCGCAGAGUUUGCGCUUGCCGCCAAUCCGCAUAAGCUUCAGCACAAGCACUAUUAUUGUCGCAGGGCGGGAUUCUGGCGUCCUGGCGUGCCCAGGUCGAACAAGGACAUAACGGAGCAUCAACAACAACAGCGCAGCAGCAGCCUAAGGGAUAGACAGCUUAACGAUCUACAAGAGCGUUGCUAUGUAUAUGAACCAAAGCUACAAGUGCCAUCGUCUGUAGCAGCUAGCGGCAGCUACAAGCAGUCGGCAGCAUUGUUGCCACAAUUAUCGAAAAUGCUGUUGCGUUGCAUGCGAAAGGAAACACAAGCACAAGCCUUGCCGCCGAGCAAAGCGCCGAGACCAAUAACAACGGCAGCAGCAACAUUUCUGCAGCAUCAACAAGCGCUUAUGUCCAACAUGGGGCAGAGCUCUCGCUUUGUGCGUCAUUGCUAUACGGAUGUCAUGGCAUAUAGGCAGCAUCCCAGGCAAUGGCAAGAGCUGCCGAUUGAUUACAAGACGCCAGUUACAGCAGCUGAAUAUGUAGCGCUGAGAGAAAAUCUAUUUCCCACGCCAAACAACGAAGAAUGCAAUAACAGUGAAGUUAUCCCUAGUGGUAUCAGAAAUACGCAUGUUAAUAGAAUAUUCAAUACAAUCUUUCAUGUUGUACUGUAGACAUCAAUAGU